Molecule: messenger RNA, 2148 nt
Organism: Emiliania huxleyi CCMP1516
Lineage: Eukaryota; Haptophyta; Isochrysidales; Noelaerhabdaceae
Exons: 5
Coding region: 1-2046 (681 amino acids)
Biological process (GO): vesicle-mediated transport
Cellular component (GO): endocytic vesicle; cytosol
Molecular function (GO): small GTPase binding; guanyl-nucleotide exchange factor activity
Source: RefSeq, a predicted model, not a curated record
AUGAGCUCUGGAUGCCAUCCGCAGCAGGCGGAGCCGGACCUCUUCCGACGCUUUGCGGCCCGGCUGCCACAAUGGCCGAGGGCGAGGGCGGGUCCUGUGCUCCAGAAGAGUGAAUUGCUGCUACUCGCUCUGAACGGCGCUGCGACGGAGGCCGGCGCGCCCGUUGCCGCGCCCGAGGCGUCGUCCGCAGCGCGUGCGGGCGAGGCGGGCUCCGCUGGCCGCUCGUGGAGAGAGCUCUCCGGCCGCGUCGUCGGCCGCGAAGGCCUCUCUCCCUUGCUCCGGAAGAAUGGCCGCUCAACACUUGUGUCCGAUGAGCAAAAUGUCUCGCCAUUAGGCUACACGUUUGGAGACGUCUCGCGCGCCAUCACGGCGGUGGUGCGCUCGGCGGCGGGAGGCUACGUCUCUGCGCCGGCCGGUGGCGCCGCCGCCCCGGACGGAGAACUGAACAGCACAGCAGCUGCAGCAGCAGCAGCCUCCGGGGCGGACGCUGCGGCGGGCUGCCAGGCUGCGGCUGAAGCUGGGUCGGCGGGGCGGGAGGCUGCCGCGAGGGUAGCGGCCGGCGGCGACGCUGCGCAGGCCGGCGGCGCCGGUGGAGCGCGCGCCGCCGACGGCGAGGGCGUCGGCGCCGGCGAGGGCGGCUGCAGCGGGCUUGGCUGCGGCGAUGGCCGCUGCGAGGCGGCGUGCUGGGUGCGGGGUGCGGCGUCGCUGUCGCCGGACGAGCAGCGGGCGUGGCUCGCGCGCGCCGAGCAGGCGGCCGCGGGCGAGCUCGGCGCUGAGGCGCUGAGGCGAGUGGUUCUCCUCGAGGCGGUGGACGCGCGAGUCAUUCUCCUCGAGGCGACGGACGCGUCCCGCCCGGCCGGCGCCGCUCUCGCCCGCGCGUUGGCGCGUUUCUCAGAGGCGCACGGCGCGGCGGGCGGCGGCAGCGCCGGCGGCAGCGCCGAAGGGGCGGCGGGCGGUGGCGCGGCGGGCGGGGCGGCGGGCGAGGGGGCGAGAGGGGAGGGCGGGGCGGAUGUGGCGGGUGUGGCGGGCGGAGGCACCCGCACGGUGGUCGCGGGUGCGGUGGCGGGGGUGGCGGCGGGCGCCGUGGUCGGCGUGGCGGCGGGGGCCGCUGUCGGCGCCGCGGCGGGCGGGCGGCUGCUGUGGCGCUCGCGGGCGGCGGCGGAUGCGGCGGCGGCGGCGGAGGGCGCGGGCUGCGAGGCGGGCGGCGGCGCGGGCGCGGCGGGCGCGGCGAUCGCUUCGCUCCGCCGGGAGCUGCAGGAGCUGUCUGUGCUGCUUGCGGCGCAGCUGCCUGCGGUGGUGUGGGAGAGCGCGCGGUGGCGGAGGCAGGUCCUCGAGGCGGUGGAGGAGGCGGCGGUGCGCGGCUGUUGGCGCGUGCUCGCGGAGCUGUACGCCGCGCGAGAGGCCGAGAGCGUCAGCCGUCUGGCCGAGCUCUGCCACGCCCUGCGGACGGUGUUGCCCCUCGACCUGCGGCUGCCUCGCGCCCUCUGCGCCAUGCCGCCCGAGGUCUUCUCCGACCGCGCGGCUCUCGAGGCGAUGCGGCUCGCCGACCUGUCCGACACGCGGCUGCCGUACGCCUCCGCCAUCCGCACGUUGCGCACGCUGCUGCACGUGCGCACCGCGCGCGAGAAGGCGCGCGUGCUGCUCGAGGUGUGCGAGGAGGUUGCGAGCGGCGCGCAGCACUCGGCGUCGCUCCACGAGGCGGCGAGCGGCGGCGGCAGCGACGGCGAGCGAGGCGCGCCUUGUCUCGGAGCGGAGGACUUGCUGCCCAUCACGGUGUACGUGGUGCUGCGCUCGCGCGUCGCGGUGCUGCCCUCCGAGCUCGAGCUGGUGGCGGAGCUGCUGCCGUCCGAGCUCGCAGGCGGGCGAGAGGGCUACGCGCUCACGACGAUGCAGUGCGCGUGCCACGUGCUGCUGCGGACCCCAUUCAGCCAAGGGCUGCUCGAGGCGUGCGGCGCCGAGGCGGAGGCGGGCGCGGGCCCAGCUGGCGCAGCUUUGGGCGACGGGGGUCGGGGAGACCCUGCUUUAUCGUAUUCAGUGAGUCUUUGAGACGGUCACGCGACCUCCUCGACGCUCGCGAGAGCAAAGAGGAGGGGUGUUCGUCAGAAGCGGCCGUCCCGCCCUCUUCUAUAAACAAAAAACGGACACGCC